AUGACAGUAACUAGCUCCAUGGACGCCGUCGCCUCUGGCCCCACGUCCAUCACACGUCCGGUCUCGUCUCCUCCCAAGGUCGCGCCUCUUCCCGAUCCAAGAGUCGCGAAGUGGCCCCAUUCGUACAUGCGCAACGAGGUCAAGGACCCCAAGGUGCGGCUUGCCGAGCGUGGCGAGGCCAAGAAACCCCUCAAGCUCAGUGCUCUCAUCGCGUUACGCGAAACUCCCCCCGUGGUGUCGAAAACGCAUCCAUCGACACUGCCCUCGUCGAGUCUCUCGUCCACCCCGACUAGCUCUCAGCCGUUGUGCAUGUCGUCUCCCACCCUACAGUUGGCUUCCGGGUGGCCGCAUUCACCGUCGGAAUGGGAGUAUAGGCCCCUGUUUGUCUCGAACUUCCAGCAGCCCUUGGCUCUUCCGAUCUCCACAAAUGUAACGGGAGCCGACAUGGGACCAAUAAAAUGCGCGUGUAAACCGGAUUGGAAGGGCAGCGAAUGGGAGUGCUUCUUCCGCGAGCGGCCUCUCGGAUCCAACAUUGUGGUCGGGGGCAUGGGCGUGCUCCUUUACACGAUGUAG
Molecule: messenger RNA, 573 nt
Organism: Cutaneotrichosporon cavernicola
Lineage: Eukaryota; Fungi; Basidiomycota; Tremellomycetes; Trichosporonales; Trichosporonaceae
Exons: 2
Coding region: 1-573 (190 amino acids)
Source: RefSeq, a predicted model, not a curated record